This is a messenger RNA of Funneliformis geosporum, 399 nucleotides long. NCBI's taxonomy places the organism in Eukaryota, Fungi, Glomeromycota, Glomeromycetes, Glomerales, Glomeraceae. The record is from the annotation of a GenBank genome assembly.
AUGCCAAAGAAACAAAAUACUAAGGUUACUUUAAUUUCAGCAGAAAAACUUCUUGAGAAUAUUCCAAAAAGUGGAAAUGUCACAUCGGAAGCUGAAAACAAACUAAUACCUAUACACGUGGGCCAGAAAAUGCAUAUUUUUCUUAAUGAACAAGAAUUUAUAAUUAGAGUUAUAGUUGGCAAUAAAGAAAGUCUAAAAUGUCCUGGUUAUUGUUGUAAAUCAGGAGAAUUUUCAAGUAAUGUAGAAACUUCAGCCACAGAAGCUAUUUCAAGUUUAUAUAUGCAAAUUUUUCACAACAAAACAAGAAAAUCUGAUGCUAUAGCUAUUAGUUAUAAUGACAAAAAUAUAAUUGAAGAACUUCAAGAGGACGUUACAUUUUUCCUUUCUUUAUUUGUUUAG